CAAUUCCUGAAAGUUAAUACGCUCUCUUUCGGCGGUAGCGCUUUAUUUGCCAUAAACUUAACUUUUUGACACUACUCGCCGCGCUCCUCUCGUCAGGCAGUGAGUGUGCCGCAGACACACCAGCACCCCUACAACACGGAUUUUCAGCACCAAAAGAUGUCGGCUCAGAUCAUUAGUGGGAAAGAGGUUUCGGCGCAGGUCAGGGAGCGUCUGAAGAAGGAUGUGGAGCAGAUGAAGCUUCAGGACCCCAACUUCAGACCUGGUCUAGUAGUUUUACAGGUUGGAGACCGCGAUGAUUCAAACCUGUACAUCAGCAUGAAGUUGAAGGCAGCAGCAGAGAUUGGAAUAAAUGCCACACAUAUGAGACUUCCCAAGACUGCAACAGAAGAGGAGGUACUUCACAGUAUCACAGAGGUGAAUGAGAACUCGUCUGUCCAUGGCCUCAUCGUGCAGCUGCCAUUAGAUUCUAUCCACAAGAUGGACACAGAGAAGGUCACCAACGCCGUGGCCCCAGAGAAGGAUGUUGAUGGACUGACCAGCAUAAAUGCGGGGAAGCUGUCUCGUGGGGACCUGGGUGACUGCUUCAUCCCCUGCACACCGAAUGGCUGCAUGGAGUUAAUCAGACAGACUGGUGUGUCUGUGGCAGGGAAGAGAGCGGUAGUGAUUGGGCGCAGUAAGAUUGUGGGUGCACCGAUGCAUGACCUGCUGCUGUGGAACCACGCCACCGUCACCACCUGCCACUCUAAAACCGCUGAUCUCCCUGGAGAGGUGGGCAAAGCAGACAUCCUGGUUGUCGGCAUCGGAAAAGCAGAGAUGGUGAAAGGAGAGUGGAUCAAGAAGGGAGCGGUGGUCAUCGACUGUGGCAUCAACCACAUACCAGAUGAGACUAAACCAAGCGGGAAGCGGGUGGUGGGCGAUGUCCACUACGCCUCAGCCAAGGAGCAGGCCGGCUUCAUCACCCCUGUACCCGGUGGUGUAGGACCCAUGACUGUGGCCAUGCUGAUGGCGAACACCGUAUUGAGCGCAAAGCGUUUCCUGGAGAGCCAUCAACCAGGGAUGUGGAACAUUUCUUACACCAAACUCAGCCUCCAGAAGCCGGUGCCAAGUGACAUCGUGAUUUCCCGCUCCUGUGUGCCCAAGCCCAUCGACCGUCUAGCCAGAGAGGUGGGCCUGCUCUGUGAUGAGGUGGAGCUCUAUGGCAAGACUAAGGCCAAGGUCCAGCUAAAUAUCAUCAAACGCCUGCAGGCCCAGCCAGACGGCAAAUAUGUGGUGGUCACCGGAAUUACACCCACCCCUCUGGGUGAAGGAAAGAGCACCACCACCAUCGGCCUGGUCCAGGCCCUGGGAGCCCACAUGAAGCUCAAUGUGUUUGCUUGUGUCCGACAGCCCUCUCAGGGACCCACGUUUGGCAUUAAAGGUGGUGCUGCGGGAGGUGGAUAUUCUCAGGUCAUUCCAAUGGAAGAGUUUAACCUCCAUCUCACCGGUGACAUUCAUGCCAUCACUGCUGCCAACAACUUGGUGGCUGCUGCCAUCGAUGCUCGCAUGUUCCACGAGGCUACACAAUCUGACAAGGCUCUGUAUAACCGCUUGGUCCCGCUCAGUGGAGGACAGAGGACGUUCUCUCCCAUCCAGCUCAACAGACUGAAAAAACUGGGCAUAGAAAAGACGGAUCCCUCCGCUCUGACUGAAGAAGAGAUCACCCGAUUUGCACGCCUGGACAUGGAACCAAGCUCUGUCACCUGGCAGAGAGUGUUGGAUACAAAUGAUCGAUUUCUGAGGAAGGUCACAAUCGGCCAGUCACCAACUGAGAAGGGACACACGAGAGAGGCCCAGUUUGACAUCACGGUUGCCAGUGAAAUCAUGGCGGUGCUCGCCCUCACCAGCAGCCUGGCGGACAUGCGCCAGCGUCUUGCCAAGAUGGUCGUGGCCACCAGCCGCAGCGGACAGCCCAUCACCACCGAGGACCUGGGUGUGAGUGGUGCUCUAGCUGUGCUAAUGAAGGAUGCCAUCAAGCCAAACCUGAUGCAGACCUUGGAGGGAACCCCUGUAUUUGUCCACGCUGGCCCGUUUGCCAACAUCGCCCAUGGCAACUCCUCCAUCCUGGCUGAUAAAAUAGCGUUGAAGCUGGUUGGACCCGAGGGCUUUGUAGUGACGGAGGCUGGCUUUGGUGCUGACAUUGGCAUGGAGAAAUUCUUCAACAUCAAGUGCCGUUACUCAGGCCUGAGACCCCACGUUGUGGUGCUGGUGGCCACUGUCCGAGCCCUGAAGAUGCACGGAGGAGGACCAACAGUCACUGCUGGGAUGCCGCUGCCUAAGGAAUACAUUGAGGAGAACCUGGAGCUGCUUCAGAAGGGCUGCAGCAACAUGAGGAAGCAGAUAGAGAAUGCACAGCACUUUGGCGUACCAGUGGUGGUGGCGGUCAAUGCUUUCAAGACAGACACUGAGGCCGAGCUGGACUUGGUCUGCACCAUGGCCAAAGCUGCCGGAGCCUUCGACGCUGUGCGCUGCUCCCACUGGGCCGAGGGUGGAGCCGGUGCGGUGGCCCUGGGUCAGGCUGUCCAGAGGGCCUCUGGGGCCCCCAGCAACUUCAAGUUCCUCUAUGAUUUGGAGCUCCCAAUUGCUGAAAAGAUUCGAAUAAUUGCCCAGAAGAUCUACGGAGCUGAUGAUAUUGAACUUCUCCCAGAGGCUCAACACAAGGUGGAGCUCUACACCAAGCAGGGUUUCGGCAAUUUACCAAUCUGCAUGGCUAAGACUCACCUGUCGCUAUCUCACGAGGCAGACAAGAAGGGUGUGCCCAAAGGUUUCAUCCUGCCAAUCAGAGACAUCCGAGCCAGUGUGGGCGCUGGCUUUCUGUACCCGCUGGUUGGCACGAUGCCCACAAUCCCAGGUCUGCCCACCAGGCCUUGUUUCUACGACAUUGACCUUGACCCUGAGACGGAACAGGUCAACGGGCUCUUCUGAAGCAGGGCUCUGCACUGUAUGAUGGUAAGGAAGGAAUACAUACAGAUGCCAAUCUCAAACUGGAGUUAGCAGGCUCGGGUGCUAACUGAGCCUUAAUGAAAUGUGAUGUACUAAUAACUAGAAACGCUUCGAGCUCCUCUGUCGUUUUUCCCUCUCACUGAUAUCUGUAAAUAAUUGAUUUGCUUUGCCCAGAUGGCUGCUGAAGGGUAAAUCAAGAAAAUUUAUCACAGAACAGUUCAUCCCCCUGAGAUUGAUUGAUAGACCUUUUUGUAAAGGGGACAUGUCCUAUUGACAGUUCUUACAGCUACGUUGCUCUCUGCACAUAAACAAGCCCCACGUGUAUUUUCCAGUGGCAAUAAUAAUCCUAGAUGCUUAAGUGGCAGAUCUGGAGGCUUGUGGUAACUAGUUGUGUAUAUUUUGUGUUCACUACAAAAUGAGCAUCUCCUCCAGGCCGUUGACUUUAACAAUCCACUGAAUUGUGUGUGCUUUGGAACAAAUCUAUUACAAAAAAGGUCUGAACAUAAAAAUAAUGCUGCCCUACAAAAUGUUUUAUAAUAUUUUAUUUCUGAGCAAUCUUGUGUCUAUUGUCAAAUUUCCUAUUUUGCCUGUCUUGUUUUCGAACUGAAUCCUCUCUAACCUAGCUGGAGCAGUCGCCACUACUGGGAAAGUGUCAUGUUGUUGUAAAUCAGUGGUCAAAUAAAGUGUCCUUGAAGCCACAUAUCAAACCCA
Micropterus salmoides (largemouth bass) is the source of this 3690-nucleotide messenger RNA. RefSeq names its product methylenetetrahydrofolate dehydrogenase (NADP+ dependent) 1b (gene mthfd1b). The record is from RefSeq and is a predicted model, not a curated record. The transcript is spliced from 27 exons. Gene Ontology annotation, cellular component: cytosol. The coding region runs from base 157 to 2961 and encodes 934 amino acids. Gene Ontology annotation, biological process: tetrahydrofolate interconversion. NCBI's taxonomy places the organism in Eukaryota, Metazoa, Chordata, Actinopteri, Centrarchiformes, Centrarchidae. Gene Ontology annotation, molecular function: methylenetetrahydrofolate dehydrogenase (NADP+) activity; ATP binding; methenyltetrahydrofolate cyclohydrolase activity.